AUGGUCGUGGUGGUCGCUCACUUGCUUGCAGGUGAGACUGCGCCUAGCGUCCACUUGCUGGCACUCAACUCUCACCUGUGGCUCCAAGUAGCUGGGCUCUGCUCAACGGCCACACCCCGGGCAACCGUCUCGACCGGCGGGCUAAACCAGGUGAGGAGGCCCUGUGCGCUGUGCCGUGUGCACAGGGUUUGCGGAUUCCGCUGGAAGGAAGGUCGGAUGGAACCUUGCGUCGGCACCGUCGUGACGUGGUUCGUCUCUGCACGUCGCUUGACAGCCGGUGACGGGAUGGAUCUCCAUAUCGACAUCGCCUUGACGCGCCCACCCUCGCCGACGGAGACCGCGGCUUACGGCGAAUUCGAGUCGCUCUCCACUACAACCCGAAGUCGUGGUCCCAUAGUGGAGUUCGGCCGUGCCACAACGGCACAUGGCAGCCCUAUUCAGGGAUGGCACUGCCAGCCCCCACGAGGGGAAGGGCCUAGAAAAGGUGGCCUAAACAUUGCUGGGUACCACGCCGUCUCCAGGCUAGCCAGGGCCGCAGACGUCUAAACAUGGUCGAAACAAUCAAAAUCGAAACAACAACAAUACCAAUAACAACAACAACAACAACCAUAUUCAUUCUCCUCAUCCUACCUCCGUCUAUUCUUCUGCCUCUUCUUCUCCUUCGUCAUCUUCUCCUCCAUCUCCUUCCCGUCGCCCCACUCGUUGUCACCAGACUGGCAGGGUGAGCGCGCUCACUCUGGCAGCCUGGAAUGUUCGUUCCCUUUUAGACAAUCCGAGGAGCAACCGACCGGAGCGGAGGACGGCGCUAGUGGCACGAGAACUGGCGCGCUACAAGGUGGACAUCGCCGCACUCAGCGAGACCCGUUUCUCCGAACAAGGCCAACUGGAGGAGGUGGGUGCUGGCUACACCUUCUUCUGGAGCGGUCGACCCAGGGCAGAGCGACGGGACGCGGGCGUCGCCUUCGCCAAUCGGAAUGACAUCGUGGGACGACUGCCCUGUUUGCCGCAGGGCAUCAACGAUCGCCUGAUGAGCCUCCGCCUGCCUCUCCGGGGAGGCAAAUUCGCCACCAUUAUCAGCGCCUACGCUCCGACGAUGACCAACCCCGACGCCGUCAGAGACAAAUUCUACGAGGACAUGUACGCCCUCUUGGCGACUGUGUCGAAGGCGGACAAGUUGAUUGUCCUUGGCGACUUCAACGCCCGCGUCGGCACAGACCAUACUACCUGGAGAGGAGUGCUGGGUCCCCACGGUCUCCGCGGCUCAAACGACAAUGGUCUGCUUCUCCUCCGCGCCUGCGCAGAACACCGCCUCACCCUGACGAAUACCUUCUUCUGUCUGCCGGUGCGAGAGAAGGCCACCUGGAGGCAUCCUCGGUCGCGUCAGUGGCACCUGCUGGACUAUGUCCUCGUCCGGAGGCGAGAUCAGCGGGACGUGCUGGUGACGAAGGCGAUCGCGGGUGCUGACGGGUGGACCGACCAUCGCCUCGUCAUCUCGAAGAUGCGUAUUCGCCUACAGCCUCGCAGGAGACCACAAGGUAAGCGACCCCCAGGUAAGCUGAAUGUUGCUUUGUUGUCUUUGCCUGCUCACCGUCUCCAUUUCAGCAAUGAGCUAGCUCAACGGCUAGACAGCCUUCCUAUCGCUGCCGCCGCCGACGACGCUGCCGCCGCCGCCGCCGCCGAGAACGCCUCCGUGGAGAACCGCUGGUGUCAACUGCGAGACACGGUCCAGUCGACGGCGCUCGCCGUCCUCGGUCGCGCUCCCCGCCAACACCAGGACUGGUUCGACGACAACGACGCCGCCAUCAGAAAUCUGAUAGCUGAGAAGAACCGCCUCCACAAAGCCUACGUAGAUCACCCCACUGAUGCCACCAAAGCUGCCUUCUACCGCAGUCGCCGCCAACUUCAGCAACGAGUGCGCGAGAUGCAGGACGCCUGGACUGCUCGCAAAGCUGAGGAGAUCCAAGGGUACGCGGACCGGAACGAAUGGAAGAACUUCUUCUCUGAGAUCAAAGCUGUCUACGGUCCGCCGACGAAGGGCACCGCUCCUCUCCUCUGCGCCGACGGCAGUACUCUCCUGACUGAGAAGACGCAAAUCCUUCAGCGAUGGGCCGAGCAUUUCCGAGGCGUCCUCAACCGCCCCUCCGUCAUCUCCGACGCCGCCAUCGAGCGUUUGCCGCAAGUGGAGACCAACGUGGACCUCGAACUCCCGCCAUCUCUCCAGGAGACCAUCAGAGCAGUGCAGCAGCUCUCCAGCGGGAAAGCACCCGGAUCGGACGCAAUCCCUGCUGAGGUCUACAAGCACGGAGGUCCCCAACUAAUGGAUCACCUGACUGCGCUCUUCCAAGAGAUGUGGCGUCAGGGCGAAAACCCGCAAGAUUUCAAGGACGCAACAAUCGUGCACCUAUACAAGCGAAAAGGGAAUCGCCAAGUCUGCGACAAUCACCGCGGCAUCUUCCUGCUGAACAUCGCCGGGAAGAUCUUCGCACGAAUCCUCCUUAACCGCCUCAAUAACCACCUGGAACAGGGCCUUCUGCCGGAAAGCCAAUGCGGCUUCCGUCGUCAUCGUGGGACCACGGAUAUGAUCUUCGCCGCCCGCCAACUUCAGGAGAAGUGUCAGGAGAUGCGGACCCACCUGUACUCUACUUUCGCGCAUCUGACGAAAGCAUUCGACACGGUGAAUCGUGAAGGACUGUGGAAGAUCAUGCAGAAAUUCGGCUGUCCGGAGCGAUUCACUCAGAUGGUGCGUCAGCUGCACGACGGUAUGAUGGCGCGAGUCACGGACAACGGAGCUGUCUCAGAGGCAUUCGCAGUGACCAACGGAGUGAAGCAGGGCUGUGUGCUGGCGCCUACCCUCUUCAGUCUUAUGUUCUCUGCCAUGCUGAUGGACGCCUACCGCGACGAACGCCCCGGGAUCCGCAUCGCCUACAGGACGGACGGUCACCUCCUGAAUCAACGGCGGAUGCACUUCAAAUCGCGCGUAUCCCCAACCACCGUGCACGAACUCCUCUUCGCCGACGACUGCGCCCUGAACGCCACCUCGGAAGAGGAGAUGCAACGGAACAUGGACCUGUUCUCCGCCGCCUGCGAGAACUUCGGUCUGGUCAUCAACACACAGAAGACGGUGGUGAUGCACCAACCGCCACCCAACACGGCCACAGCCCCCAACGUGCCGCCGCAAAUCAGCGUGAAUGGGACCCAACUGCAAGUGGUGGAUAACUUCCCGUACCUGGGCAGUACCCUCUCCCACAACACCAAGAUUGAUAACGAAGUCGCCAACAGGAUCUCGAAAGCCAGUCAAGCCUUCGGUCGCCUCCAAAGCACAGUUUGGAAUCGUCAUGGUCUUCAAAUGAGCACCAAGCUGAAGAUGUACAAGGCCGUCAUCCUGCCGACACUACUGUAUGGAGCGGAGACUUGGACGGUGUACGCCAAGCAGGCACGUCGUCUGAACCACUUCCACCUCAGUUGUUUUCGUCGCAUCCUGAGGCUGAAGUGGCAGGAUCGAAUCCCCGACACUGAUGCGCAGGAACAGACAGGAAUCCUCAGCAUCUACGCCAUACUGAAACAAAUGCAGCUGCGCUGGAGCGGCCACCUGGUGCGCAUGGACGACGAGCGACUACCCAAACGACUCUUCUACGGAGACGUCGCGACGGGUUGAAGGGGGCCAGAUUCACCUUUACAAGGAUACCCUGAAGUCCUCCCUGAAAUGCCUGCAAAUCAACCCCACCAACUGGGAGGAGCUCGCACUCGAUCGACCGGCCUGGAGGAGGACAGUGAAGACAGGCGCUGCGAUCUACAAAGCCAACCGCAUCGCUGCCGCCAAAGCGAAACGUGAAGCCCGCAAAUCACAACUUCGGCCAGUAAGCAACGCCGCCGCACAACCGCUUCCAACGUGUCCUCGAUGUAAGCGGACAUUCCGGGCUCGAAUCGGACUUGUUGGACAUCUUCGGACUAACUGCGCCUCUCGAACGGCACCAACCAUCGUCCCCCCGCCUGCCUCUUCCUCCUCCUCUCCGCCACCAACUAACCCUGACAAUUCUUCUAAAUCCAUCACUUCUACCAUUCUCCUCCUUCUCAUCCUCCUCCUCCUCCUCCUCCUCGCCCACUGCUCCAACGGCGGCCGCUCAGGCGACUGUCCCGCGCACGGCAACCGACACUACCACCACCUCCCCCGACUCCAGGGAUGA
Messenger RNA from Spirometra erinaceieuropaei, 4184 nucleotides. NCBI's taxonomy places the organism in Eukaryota, Metazoa, Platyhelminthes, Cestoda, Diphyllobothriidea, Diphyllobothriidae. The record is from the annotation of a GenBank genome assembly.